This is a messenger RNA of Bactrocera latifrons, 1263 nucleotides long. RefSeq lists its product as uncharacterized. The record is from RefSeq and is a predicted model, not a curated record. Gene Ontology annotation, biological process: positive regulation of voltage-gated potassium channel activity; regulation of synaptic transmission, cholinergic; sleep. NCBI's taxonomy places the organism in Eukaryota, Metazoa, Arthropoda, Insecta, Diptera, Tephritidae.
GUUUGUCAGCGAUCGUGUACUUAUUUGCAUACUGAUCUUUUGUCUGUUUGUCCACUUAGUGCGAUACUAGCAAUAUACAGACGAACUUGCAUAGAUACGUAGCACGAGUAGAGUCGUCUUAGUUUUCCGUGAGUUUAUUACUUAGUACUAAAUCAGACGUCGGUCACAAAACGCUUCGGUGUUUGUGUUAAUCUCGUGUUUGUAUUGUGUUUUGUUUACGCGUUCAUAUGUGUGUAUGUAUGUUCAAUACCGUCCGUUUGAUUUACAAAACAAAAAGGAAAAUAGAAAAUAAUUUAAAAUUAAAAUUUGAUUUUUAAAAACAUUUACAAGUUCAGAUUCAGAUUCGUUUGAGACGUGCGCGUGUACGGACGUUAAUUUCGUGUCGAUCGCAACAAAAUUAAUGAAAUUAAAUAACGAAGUGAAUAAAGCGUUGUUUGGGAAAUAUUUAAUAUACCAAAGCGUUGGCGUGUAAAUAUUUAAGUGCAACAGCAACCUCAGCUAAAGCCCUAUUCACCUCUACAGCUGUUAUAAUGAUCGUAUUUUGCUGUUUUAUGCCUUCGGUGAACGCGAUCCGUUGUCACCAGUGUAACUCCCAUCUGCAAGAGGAUUGCACGGAAUUGCGUUUGAUAACACCGCGUGCUCCACGUGAUGAGCAAUUCUUAACCGAAUGUGAGUCGCCCGAUAUGUUUUGCCGCAAGACGAUUACGAAAAUCGAAGUGAGCGGCGAAAAUCGCAUUAUACGCAGCUGUGGAUACUUGGACAACGACAAGAAGGCGAAGACGAAUUACUGCUUCGAUGCUGACAAUGAGGGGUAUAAGCAGAGGAUCUGCACCUGCUAUGAGGAUGGCUGCAAUGCGGCACCGCCACGUCUCGGCAAUGCCAAUCACGUGACCAUGCUGAGUGCGACCGGUUUGUGCGUGUUGGUGGCGCGAUUCCUGCGGAUUAAUGCUUAGAUAGGAGAAAUUUCUGUACAAAUUCAUUCUGAUGUGCGUAUGUAUUUUGCAUCGUUGCGUGAAGUAUACUAGAUUAUUGUAAAUUGUUGGAACUUUUCAUUGGAGAGUGGAGUGCUUGAAGCAUGAAAUGCAUAUUAAUGAAGUUGCCGCUGGAGUUGAAGAGUCCUACACUUUCUUUGUCUAUUUGAGAGUGUUGAUUUAUUUUAUUUGAUUGCUUUCAUUUCAUUUUUGUUUAAAAAUACUUCCACACGACUUUUGGACUCGAUUUAUGAAAUUUUGAUUUAAUAAAAAAUAUAUGCAUACAUUUAUA